CCGGCGUCCCCCUCGCUGCUGGGCUCAGCCUCCUCCCGCCGCUGCACUGACCGCGGGUGCUGGUCUCCGCUCUGGAUGCGCCCCUGGGAGAUGGAAAAGAUCCGAGUGGCGUUCCGCUCCCCCCUAACUCGGCGAGGGAGGGCUUCUGUACCCGGGGUGUUUCUCGGGUGCUUACUGUGUGCCAGGUACUGUUCCAAGAGUUUUUGCCCGUAUUAACUCAUUUUAUCCUCUCAUUAAACCCAUGAGAUGUAGUGUUAUUAUCCCUGUGUUACAGAUAAGGGAGUUGAGGCACACUGGGAUGAAAUACCUUUCCUUGAAGUUACAGAGCUUGGUUGGACUGAGGCUGCCUAGGCCCUCCUGCUGAUUCCUUUGUGCAUUGGCAAAGGCUCCAGGACGCGGUCAGCCCAAUACCAGAAAGCAAAGCACCUGGAGAAGAGCUACUCCAGAACCUUCAGAACCCUAUUCCUUCUGAAUGAGAUAAUUUCUUAAUAUUGAAGGGAGUAGAAUUAGGGGAGAAUUCUUGCUGGAUCAGAAACUGAUUACAAGAGGAAGAGGCAUGGUCAAAAGCAUUUCAGAUGGUUAGGGGAAUAGGAGGUGGCCUGCGCUGUUAGGGCUGGAAAGUUAGUCACAUAAAGAGCAGAUUGGGUUUGCUGGUGCUGCAGCACUUUGUGACCAUUGUGCUUGUGGAUACAGUAUCCACAGAGCAGGAAGGCAAUCCAAAUGACUAAAGUAUGAGGAAGAAAGGAGGAAAAGAGAAAAGGAGAGACAACUUUCCACACCAUGGUGGAGGAACCCCUUGGAUGGAACCUGGGUAAGCAUAUGACCCUAACCUUGUGGAGACAGUGACCUCCUAGCCUUUCUGAAAUAUAUCUGGAGGCUCCUCCACCGAGACUUUCAUCACAUCCACCAGCCCUCCUUUCCCCAAUUCAUGUGCAUCCUCCAAAGCCAGGAAAAAGAAUGCAGCUAGAGCAGAAGCUGCUGAAGGGAGCCUCACAGAUCCUCUGAGAGCAUCUUUCCUUAAAUGUACACCAUCACAAUUUUAAAAUUAAUAUAUUCGAGCAGGAAUCCCAGGAGGCAAAUUGGACAUGAUCACCCAGUUGGAGGGAGAACAACUAUAGAUACUGGAUCUUCAGGGAGCUGAAGAGGGGAGUGACCAAAAAUACCUGUCUCGAUAGGGAGAGUUGAAAGGAACCAAAGCAUCAACACCAAUCAUGCAAUUUCUGAACAACUAGAGUUUUCAGGGUCAGCCAUGGAAAGUCUCAGAGGAAAUACUGCCCAAGGUCCUGCAAAUGAAGAAGCCUGUAAAAGUGAGGACCAGUUAUCAAGGCGGACAAAAUGUCGUGUACAGAAGAAAUCUUCUUUUGAGAAAAGAGCAAUCAGAAAAGUGUCAAUGACCCUCAAGGAAAUUUUCACCAGGGAGAGAGGCCCUGAAUCCAGUGAAUUUAGUCUGAGCUCAAAACUUAAUACACAGCAGAAAAUUCCAAAGGGAACUAGAUCCCCCAUAUCUAGGAAAAACUCCAAAGAUAAUUCAGACUUAAUUAAACACCCAAAACUCUUCCCACUAAAGAAACCUUAUAAACGCAAUGAAUGUGGGAAAGCCUUUAGUUACCAAUCAGACCUUAUUAUCCACAGUAGAAUUCACAGUGGAGAAAAGCCUUUUGAAUGCAAUGAAUGUGGGAAAACUUUUAGCCGAAGUUCACACCUUAUUGAACAUCAAAGAACUCACACUGGAGAGAAACCUUAUGAAUGCAGUGAAUGUGGAAAAGCUUUUAGCCGGAGUACUCACCUUAGUCUGCAUCAGAGGAUCCAUACUGGAGAAAAACCAUAUGAAUGUAGUGAAUGUGGAAAAGCCUUUAGCCGAAGCACUAACCUUAGUCAACAUCAGCGAACUCAUACUCAAGAAAAACCUUACAAAUGUAAUGAAUGUGGGAAAGCCUUCAGUGACCGUUCAACCAUAAUUCAGCAUCAACGAAUACACACUGGAGAGAGUCCCUAUGAAUGCAGUGAAUGUGGAAAAGCUUUCAGUUGGAUCUCAUCUCUUAUUGAACAUCAGAGAACACACACUGGAGAGAACCCCUAUGAGUGCAGUGACUGUGGGAAAGUGUUCAGUCGAAGCUCAUCCCUUAUUGAACAUCAGAGAAUCCACACUGGAGAAAAGCCCCAUGAGUGUAGAGAGUGUGGAAAGGGCUUCAGUCGGAGCUCUUCCCUUAUUAUCCACCAGAGAACUCAUACCGGAGAGAAGCCUUACAAAUGUAAUGACUGUGGGAAAGCCUUCAGUCAGAGCUCAACUCUCAUCAGACAUCAGCAACUUCACAGUAAAGAGUAAUAUUUGAGCUUUCAUUAAUGUUAGCACAAGAGCAUGCAGUAUAACCUCCUACAGCUGAAAAAAUAUAUAUAUAUAUACUUGUUUGAAUUUUCCUUCCUUCCUAGCUAGCUAGAAGCCAGUUUUAAGCUAGCUUGCCUUCCUUUUUGUAAACUAAAUGCUCAAAUGAGUGAUCAAUACAACAAGGGAUUGACUUUAAAAACUUAAUAUAUUCAAUCUAAUAUUCUGGAGUGCUCCAACCUUAAGAGUAUACAGCUACCUGACACUUUGCAUUUCUUCAUCUUAUCUGUUCCUUGGGGGUUGGGUCCCUGAACAACCAGUGAACCCUCUGUUUCCCAACUACAUCAGCCCCUUCACUUAAAGAGAAAAUCCUGUGUGUGUGUGUGUGUGUGUAUUUUCAAUGCUUGCUGGCUCCAGUAGCAGAAGAGAAGGAGCUAGCUUCAGAACAGGACAAAAACUUCCCCCUAGUUUGGGGACAAUAGUGUUGAGGCAAAUGCAGUCUCUGGACUUAUAAAGACAGAUUUUUCUCUUCUUUUCUCCCUCACCUUUCUUUGCUGUAGCAUAUUUUCCUCAAAGUAUAACCCUCAUAGUUCCAGUAAUGCGCCUAACUAAUCCUAGUGUUAUUUUAUCUCAUCCAUAGCAAAAAUGUCCUACAACUCUUAUGGACAUUUAGUUCCUCCAUUAUCUUGAAGAAAAAAAAAUGCUGCCCUAUUUUUUAAACUUUUCUUUUGUUUACAAUCUUCAGAAAAUUUAUACCCUCUGGCUCUGACUCUUACCAGUCUUGGAAAGCUGAUCUCUCAAGGACAAACUCAGUGCCUAUUUCUCAGUCCUCUUCCUUCUUGACAUUUGCAGAAUUGGCACUUUUGGCCACUCUUAUGCCUUAAAAUUUGAGCUUCUGGGAUCCAGGAUUCUGUGCUGAUCCACACUUUUCCUACCUCCCAGCACUCCUCUGAUUAACAGUGAUCAGCUCGGUGACUUUGGGCAAGAGUUGAACCAGAAUAAUCUCAUUUUAUUGGGUUAUAAAACUUGAGGUUAUUCAAUUAGAUUGUAAGCUUCCUGAAGACAGAAAUCUUGUUUUAGAUCCCUAUUAAACAUCACAAAGUGCUGAGUAGUCACUAAAUGUCCCAUAGUUAUUGCUUACUGACACCUCUUUAUCCCAGGUAAUCAGUCUGCUAGCCUAUAUGAAAUGGCUUAACAGUUGAUUCUUUCUAUUUUACUGCUGUUGCCAAGUCCUUGGUAGUUUGGGCCUAGAUUACUAGAUUUACUAGAGUAAUCACAUCAUUACUGCCCUUGUCUCCCUGUCUUUAUCUAGCUGCCUGACUAAACUACCACUUUGUUCAAAAAGAGUCCACAGUUUCCCAUUGUCCCCAGGAAAAAGUUCAAACUGAAACUUCAAGGCCUCACACAGUUGGAUCUAUUUACUUAUUUUCCAUUACUUACCAAUACACAUGGGCAGGCCUAUCCUUUGUCUCUGUUACACCCUCUUCUCACACUUGGCUUCUUUUCAAACUGUUCCAUGGCACCCUUUUCCAUGUCCUACUUUCUUCCUUGCAUCUCCAGAAAUCCUAUCCACACUCUAUAAAAGGCCCUGCUCAAGUCCUGCCUCCUCUGAUACUUGCAGUCCCCCGCCUUCUUAGAAGUCCUUUGCAGGGAUGGUUUGCAUUAUUCUCCUGCAUUACACACUUUAUUAUUCUGUUCUCUGGUUCUUUCAGGUGCUUUUUUCCAUAAGCUUUUUUGAAGUUAGAAAUUGUUUUAAAUCUUGAGAAGCUCCAUCUAAUACAAACUACAAUGCAGGCCUGGACUCUAGUUUUAGUCUAAACCAGGAAGGUUUAAUUUAAUAAAAUUAGCCUUUUGAAUGGUUUUGUUUUGUUCCGUUUUGUCCCACCUUGAAUUAUGUACAUUAACUCUUGGGACUGACUCUCCUUUAGAGCUCCUGAGAUGCUGGCCUCUUGGCUUUCCAGUUCAUGAGACUAUUGUAAGGAGUGAGUGAGUUUAUUCAUGAAAACAGUGCCUGACAUAUAGUAAGUACUCAAUAAAUGCUAAUUGUUAUGAUUCUACUGCUUCACAUCUUCCUGUAGCCUUUCAUUUCAUCCCCUGCAGGGUCUGUAACUCCAUUACCAUAAAUGAAAAACUAGGAUCACAAGAAAAUAAGUUAGAAGAUAUUUCUUCGAACUGCCAUAAUUGGCAAUAGCCAUCUAUUUUAUUAUAACUCUAUCAUGUGUCAAAAAUGACUCAAGAUAGCUUACAAGAUGUAGUAAAAUAGAAAACCAAAAACACAUACAAAUCAGCAUUAGAAAAAAGAGAAAGCACCCAGAAGAUCAAGAUGAGGACAAGUUAUGGUAUGCCAUAGGGUUAUUCAGUUAGAGAUGCAAACUGAGCAUUCUGGCAACCAAAGUGAGGUGAUCAUUUGCUUAUAUUAUAUUUGGAAGGAAAACAAAUGUCUAUUUUUCAAGGAAAGCAAAGCUUUCCUAAUAGAUUUAAGAUGAAUUCUCCAUUAGCCUUCAUGUAAUUAUACAAUGCAUUUGAUAGCAAAAUAAAUAAUAUAUCCUCCACAACACCUAGUAUAUAGUGGGUUCUCUAGUGAAUAAAUAUUUAGUUCAUAGGAGAAGGCUCAGAAAGGCAGGGAUGGAGAUUGUUCUUGGGGUGGAGUGGGGUUAGCAGGAGCAGGGAGCAGAGUAUAUUAGAUAAUCAAGUAAUUAAUGGGUGCCAGAAGAAAAGCUCUUUUCACACAUUUGACUCAUUUAAUUCACCACAUUGUGGAAAGAAAAAGUGAAGUAUACAGAUGUUAAAUAAUUUACCCAAGGACCAGGAUUUGAUCCCAGUUCUGCUGACCGGUACUGGACCCCUUAAGCUGUACCCUGGCAAGAUCUGGGAAAGAAAGAGCUCUGCAAGUAAAGACAUAAAGGUAGGAAAAUGCCCUGUUCCAGUAGAUGAACAACUCCCUGUCUAUGGCAGAGAGUUUAAUGAAGUAAAAAAUGAGAAAGUUGAUUUGGAAUUGGAUAACUAGAUGAUGGCAGCCUUGAGUACUAGAUCAUCUUUUAGGCAAUAAGGGAAUUACAGGAGGUUUUUGAUCAUGGUAAUUGGGUUUCAUUUCAGGGGGGAAGAUUAAUCUGGUAGAGGAGACAGGAUGAUUUGGAAAAGAGAGAGACAGUAGGCAGAAACUAGGUGGGAAGCUGGAGUCUCAGAAUAGUGGUAUUGGGAAACGGAGAGCAGCUAACGGAUGAAGAAACGGUAAAGGAAAGAUCCAGUGAAAUUGGUGACGAGAUAGGGGCAAGGAAGAAGAGAGACCAGUGGCUACGUUCCUUAAUUGCUGUUGUUAAAUGUCAUGUAAGCUAUUAGGGCAUGGAGGGAGGGAUUUCUUAUAUACAAUCAGCAGUUAGUCGUGAACACAAAACAUAAAAAAGUUGACUGUCUGAUAAGAUUAACCUGCAUCUUUAAAAAGGAGUCAGUGUGGAUCCAGAAACUUGGGAUUUCCGGUGGGGAAGUCGGGUCAGAAUGGAAGAGUGUUCCGGAGGGGUCAGCCUUAUUUUAAGGAGAAACUGAGGGCCUUCAGAUGCAGCCGAAGUCAUCGUGACAGCUCACACUGAAGAACCACUUCGAAAUAAUCUCCUGCCUUACACGGAGCCCACAUCCAGGCGCUCAGCCUGGGCCCUUACUUUUCUGCGAGCCCAGCAGGUGGAGAGGGAGAAAGGCUCCCGCGGAGGCCAGCUGCCUUGCCUCGUGGUAGGUCGCUGGGGCCCCUGGGCCAUUCCUCGAGUGGCUUCUUGGGCGGGGUGGGGGCGCUCUGAAGGAAGAUCCGCCAAAGAGCCAGGAGGGCGCCGCGUGGGGGGCCGGCCCGGCAUCUGGGAAGCGUGGUGGGCUGGAGUCUCUCGCGCAGGGGCCGCCCGCAGUCCAGCCGAGCGCGAGCGUCGCCCGGGGCCGCAGUCAGUCCGGGGCUGGGCCGGGCCGGGGAGCGUGACUUGCCCCUCCACUGGACCCGUUUUUGUUUCUUUUUUUCCUUUUUAAAACAAUAAUUGACCAACUUUUUAUUUAAGACAGUGUAGAACGAAGUGAGCACGUGUGGAUUCUGGUUCUCGAUUUACCUCCUGAGCAAGGAUGCGAACGUGGUUUAAUGCGUGACUACAAGUAGGGCUGGCGGUAAAGCAAGAUCCGAAAUAGUGCUCAACCUUAUCACGAGAAGGAAGAAAUGUUGAGUUACAUAUAGAGUGUGGGAACAGCAAGUGAGUUGUGCAGUUUUCUUUUACAAAAGGGCUAUUGCUUCAUAUUUGCUGACUUCUUCUGUAAUGAAAAAAGUAUUUGUUAGUCAUACAAAAACUUGACUAUGCCUCUCAUUACUUUUAAUAUUAUUUUAAUACUUUUCGGUACAACGAUUUGGACUCUAAAUUCAGUUUAUUUUAAUACUUAGUUUUAAUGAAAAAGCUGCGUUUUUGGCUAUGCUUACUAACUCAGCAUACUCAUUUUUCAAUCCCAUUUUUAUGCAAAUGUUUGUGAUGAAAUUCUGCUAGUAAUUUUCUGUCUUUCCUGGUAUGAAUUAAGUUGUUUGCAAACUAAUCAGAAGGUGUUGUGUUUUAAUAUUUUUAACAAUUAAAGAUAAAAAAGGAC
Molecule: messenger RNA, 6925 nt
Organism: Diceros bicornis minor
Lineage: Eukaryota; Metazoa; Chordata; Mammalia; Perissodactyla; Rhinocerotidae
Gene: ZNF391
Product: zinc finger protein 391
Exons: 4
Coding region: 1250-2326 (358 amino acids)
Biological process (GO): regulation of transcription by RNA polymerase II
Cellular component (GO): nucleus
Molecular function (GO): DNA-binding transcription factor activity, RNA polymerase II-specific; RNA polymerase II transcription regulatory region sequence-specific DNA binding
Source: RefSeq, a predicted model, not a curated record